GUUUUGGGUGCUGCUUCGAAGGGACUGGUUCGGUUGUGCCUUCUUUUCAUAUUUUUGGAAGUUUCUUGUAAAGCUUCUUGUCUUCAAAUCAACACUAGUCUUUGCAUUGUUCAGCAACAAAAUCAAAUUUUGGAAACAAAUUUAUGUAGGCGUUAAUACCAAGGUAAAAAAACUCUUUGUAUAGCCAAAUUAAGAUAAAAAAAAACUGCAGCGAAGUGUGUGGGGGUUGGCAGCAAAGAAAGAAUUUAUUAUCAUUUAGCUAUAAAAUUCUUCCUCCUCACGAGAAACAAGCAAGAAAAACAUUCGCUCCAUAAGAACAACCUUCACAGUUUUCUUUUUUAUCUCUUGCUUUUCUCUCAUGGAGUACAAUCAAUCUUCAGAAAUGCAAGAACCCAGUAUAGACACUGACAAACUCAGCUACGAAAUCUUUUCAAUUCUUGAAAGCAAGUUUCUCUUCGGAUAUGAUGAUCAGAAACUCUGGAUUCCUAAACAGGUCUCUCCUGAAACAAUUGAAGCAAAACCCGAGUCACAGAAUCCCUUGGUUCUUACAGAAAACAACAGCAACGGGCUGUCUGCGAUCAAGAAUCAAAGAGGCAAAAUCUGCAUAUUGUCUAUUGAUGGUGGUAGCAGUCUAAAAGGGAUUAUUUCAGGGAAAGCAUUGGCUUAUCUUGAAAACGCGUUGAAAGUGAAAUCAGGCAAUCGUGACGCCAGGAUUGCUGAUUAUUUUGAUGUUGCAGCCGGAACUGGAAUUGGUGGAAUCUUCACGGCUAUGCUUUUCGGCACCAAAGAUCAUAGCCAUCCGAUUAUGAAAGCCGAAGAGACUUGGAAGUUCUUAGCUGACCAGGGCAAGAGAUUUUACACUCACGGAAAUGGUGGGUUUUUCAAGCGGUUUUUCAGAGGUGGCGCAACCGGUUCAACAGCUGCUACAGCCGGUUUAGAGAAGGCCAUGAAGGAGACUUUUAGUGAUAAGGGCCGGAAUUUGACUUUGAAAGAUACUUUAAAGCCGGUUUUGAUUCCUUGCUAUGAUCUUUCCAGCACGGCGCCGUUUUUGUUUUCAAGAGCGGAUGCAUUGGAAACGGAUAGUUUUGAUUUCCGGCUUUGGGAGGUUUGUCGGGCUACAUCUGCUGAACCGGGUUUGUUUGACCCGGUUUUAAUGGGGUCCAUUGAUGGUCAGACCAGGUGUUUGGCAGUUGAUGGUGGUUUAGCCAUGAGUAACCCGGCCGCAGCAGCUAUUACUCACGUGCUGCAUAACAAGCAGGAAUUUCCUUUUGUUAGAGGAGUUGAGGAUUUGUUGGUGUUGUCCUUAGGGACUGGUCAGAUUCUUGAGGUUAGUUAUGAAUAUGAGCAGGUUAAGAAUUGGAGGGCCAAGCAGUGGGCUCGACCGAUGGCUCGAAUCUCAGGUGAUGGUUCGGCUGAUUCAGUGGACCAGGCAGUGGCCAUGGCAUUUGGUCAGUGUAGGAGCAGUAACUACGUAAGAAUUCAGGCAAAUGGGUCCAAUCUAGGAAGAUGUGGACCUAAUGUGGACACAGACCCUAGUCCUAACAAUGUAAAGAUGCUGAUUGGAAUAGCAGAGGAAAUGUUGAAGCAGAAAAAUGUAGAAUCUGUGCUGUUUGGUGGCAAGAGGAUCGGGGAGCAAAGCAAUUUUGAGAAACUUGAUUGGUUUGCUGAACAGCUUGUGUUAGAGCAUCAGAGGAGGAGCUGCAGAAUUGCUCCCACUGUUGCUUUCAAGCAAGCUGCGACCAAAACAACCUAGACUAUUCUCAACAGUGUCAAGAACCAAAAUCAAACAAAAAAGGAAAGGCGGAAAAUAUAUUUAAGGAACAAAAAGGAAAGGGAAGGAAGAGGGAAAAGGUAAAUAUAGCAGCUUUUACUCUUGAAAGUCACGAAGAUAGCAAGAGAAGAAGAGGAGGUGGGGGGAUUGAGUGAAAAAGGACAAGAAGAAGAACAUAGAGAGAGGGUAGAAGAUCUUAGUGGGAUACUUUGCCUGCCAGGUGAUGGACAUGGUGGUGUCCACUCCACCUUUCUACCGUGGCAAGGAACCGAGAAAGAAGAGAAACAAAGAAGAGAAAGCAAGAAUCAGUUAAGCUUUUGAAGGUCAAACCAAGUAUCAGGUGUGAAUCUUUUACUGUCAAUUCAGAUUUUUGGGUGGGAAGACUCUGUUUGUAGAUUUCCUUUAUUUAUUUAUUUUAAUUUAUUUAUUUUCUCAAUCAGACUCAACUCUCAAGAAACUUGAGCGUGGGGUGCAUGGUGGGCUACCUGCACUGAACCCCUGAUAUAUAGCCGAGUCCCUCUUCUUUUUUUUAUUACUACAAGCUAAAGUUCUUUACUGAGCUUUGGUUCCUUUUCAGCUUUUUUUUCUUCUUCUUUUUUUUCAAAUAGAUUGUAGCGGUGAAGAAUAGAUUUGAGAGUGACCAGUAGUUCUCCCCAAACCAACCACAUCUCCUGUACAUGGAGAAAUGUAAAAAAAGUUUAUAUUUCAUGUGUGGAUGACAGAAUAGUAGUUUUUGCAA
Messenger RNA from Populus euphratica (Euphrates poplar), 2510 nucleotides. Its product is annotated as patatin-like protein 6. Lineage: Eukaryota; Viridiplantae; Streptophyta; Magnoliopsida; Malpighiales; Salicaceae. Gene Ontology annotation, biological process: lipid metabolic process. The record is from RefSeq and is a predicted model, not a curated record. The coding region runs from base 359 to 1753 and encodes 464 amino acids. The transcript is spliced from 3 exons.